This is a messenger RNA of Phyllostomus discolor (pale spear-nosed bat), 9064 nucleotides long. RefSeq names its product potassium voltage-gated channel subfamily H member 5 (gene KCNH5). Lineage: Eukaryota; Metazoa; Chordata; Mammalia; Chiroptera; Phyllostomidae. Gene Ontology annotation, cellular component: membrane. Gene Ontology annotation, molecular function: voltage-gated potassium channel activity. The record is from RefSeq and is a predicted model, not a curated record. Gene Ontology annotation, biological process: potassium ion transmembrane transport; regulation of membrane potential.
GCGGCCACCACAGCAGCAGCCUCAGCAGUAGCCUGAGCAGCAGCACCGGCGGGACAGCGACAGCGGGGGCGGCGCAGGCGCAUUGUGCCCCGCGGAGCCUGCAGUUCCCGAGCCCCGUGUGCGGCACCGCCACAGUCUGGGCAGCUGCGGCCGGGGGAGCGCUACUACCAUGAACUGCCUGGUCCUCCUCCCCAGAGCUGCUCAUCCGGGUUGGGCUGGAGACACAGUCAGGGGACCCCGUCGCCGCCGCAGCCCCUCUUCUUUCGGCACCAUCUUCUCCUCCACCUUUUCCUACUCUUCCUCCACCUUCUCUUCCUGCAUCCCCCCCUCCCCCGCCGCGGAUCCUGGCCGCCGCUCUCCAGACCCAGGAUGCCGGGGGGCAAGAGAGGGCUGGUGGCACCUCAGAACACAUUUUUGGAGAACAUCGUCAGGCGCUCCAGUGAAUCAAGUUUCUUACUGGGAAAUGCCCAGAUUGUAGAUUGGCCUGUAGUUUAUAGUAAUGACGGUUUUUGCAAACUCUCUGGGUAUCAUCGAGCUGACGUCAUGCAGAAAAGCAGCACUUGCAGUUUUAUGUAUGGGGAAUUGACUGACAAGAAGACCAUUGAGAAAGUCAGGCAGACUUUUGACAACUACGAGUCAAACUGCUUUGAAGUUCUUCUGUACAAGAAAAACAGAACCCCUGUUUGGUUUUAUAUGCAAAUUGCACCAAUAAGAAAUGAACAUGAAAAGGUGGUCUUGUUCCUGUGCACUUUCAAGGAUAUCACAUUGUUCAAACAGCCAAUAGAGGAUGAUUCAACAAAAGGUUGGACAAAAUUUGCCCGAUUGACACGGGCUUUGACAAAUAGCCGAAGUGUUUUGCAGCAGCUCACACCAAUGAAUAAAACAGAGGUGGUCCACAAACAUUCAAGAUUAGCUGAAGUUCUUCAGCUGGGAUCAGAUAUCCUUCCUCAGUAUAAGCAAGAAGCACCAAAGACGCCACCACACAUUAUUUUACACUAUUGUGCUUUUAAAACUACUUGGGAUUGGGUGAUUUUGAUUCUUACCUUCUACACCGCCAUUAUGGUUCCUUACAAUGUUUCCUUCAAAACGAAGCAGAACAACAUAGCUUGGUUGGUGCUGGACAGUGUGGUGGACGUUAUUUUUCUGGUUGACAUUGUUCUAAAUUUUCACACAACUUUUGUGGGACCUGGUGGAGAGGUCAUUUCGGACCCCAAGCUGAUAAGGAUGAACUAUCUGAAAACUUGGUUUGUGAUAGAUCUGUUGUCUUGUUUACCUUACGACAUCAUCAAUGCCUUUGAAAAUGUGGAUGAGGGAAUCAGCAGUCUCUUCAGUUCUUUAAAAGUGGUGCGUCUCUUGCGAUUGGGCCGUGUUGCUAGGAAAUUGGACCAUUACCUAGAGUAUGGAGCAGCGGUCCUUGUGCUCCUGGUGUGUGUGUUUGGACUAGUUGCCCACUGGCUGGCCUGCAUAUGGUACAGCAUUGGGGACUACGAGGUGAUCAAUGAAGUCACGAACAACAUCCAAAAAGGCAGUUGGCUUUACCAGCUGGCCUCGAGCAUUGGGACUCCGUAUCGAUACAACACCAGUACGGGGAUAUGGGAAGGAGGACCCAGCAAGGAUUCACUGUACGUGUCCUCUCUCUACUUUACCAUGACAAGCCUUACAACCAUAGGAUUUGGAAACAUAGCUCCUACCACUGAUGUGGAGAAGAUGUUUUCGGUGGCCAUGAUGAUGGUUGGCUCUCUCCUUUAUGCAACUAUUUUUGGAAAUGUUACCACAAUUUUCCAGCAAAUGUAUGCCAACACCAACCGAUACCAUGAGAUGCUGAAUAAUGUACGGGACUUCCUGAAACUCUAUCAGGUCCCCAAAGGCCUUAGUGAACGAGUCAUGGAUUAUAUUGUCUCAACAUGGUCCAUGUCUAAAGGCAUCGACACAGAGAAGGUAUGGGUAAUUUGCCCAUCAGACAUGAGAGCUGAUAUCUGUGUUCAUCUCACGAAGGUUUUUAAUGAACAUCCUGCUUUUCGAUUGGCCAGCGAUGGGUGUCUGCGCGCCUUGGCGGUAGAAUUCCAAACUAUUCACUGUGCUCCUGGGGACCUCAUUUACCAUGCUGGAGAAAGUGUGGAUGCCCUCUGCUUUGUGGUGUCAGGAUCCUUGGAAGUCAUCCAGGAUGAUGAGGUGGUGGCUAUUUUAGGAAAAGGUGACGUAUUUGGAGACAUCUUCUGGAAGGAAACCACCCUUGCUCACGCGUGCGCCAAUGUCCGGGCACUGACGUACUGUGACCUCCACAUCAUCAAGCGAGAAGCCCUUCUCAAAGUCCUGGACUUUUACACAGCUUUCGCAAACUCCUUCUCCAGGAAUCUCACUCUUACUUGCAAUCUAAGGAAACGGAUCAUUUUCCGUAAAAUCAGUGAUGUGAAGAAAGAGGAGGAGGAGCGCCUCAGGCAGAAGAACGAAGUCACGCUCAGCAUCCCUGUGGAUCACCCGGUUCGAAAGCUCUUCCAGAAGUUCAAGCAGCAGAAGGAGCUGCGGAAUCAGGGGUCAACACAGAGUGACCCGGAGCGGAACCAGCUCCAGGUAGAGAGCCGCUCCUUGCAGAAUGGAGCGUCCAUCACCGGCACCAGUGUGGUCACGGUGUCGCAGAUCACGCCCAUUCAGACAUCGCUGGCCUACGUGAAAGCCAGUGAGUCCCUCAAGCAGAACAACCGUGAUGCAAUGGAACUCAAGCCCAAUGGCGGUGCUGACCCCAAAUGUCUCAAAGUCAACAGCCCGAUAAGAAUGAAGAACGGAAAUGGGAAAGGGUGGCUGCGACUCAAGAAUAAUAUGGGAGCCCAUGAGGAGAAAAAAGAAGACUGGAAUAAUGUCACAAAAGCUGAGUCCAUGGGGCUAUUGUCGGAGGACCCCAAGGGCAGCGACUCAGAGAACAGUGUGACCAAAAACCCUUUAAGGAAGACAGAUUCUUGUGACAGUGGGAUUACAAAAAGUGACCUUCGUUUGGAUAAGGCUGGUGAGGUGCGAAGUCCGCUUGAACACAGCCCCAUUCAGGCUGAUGCCAAGCACCCCUUUUACCCCAUCCCUGAGCAAGCCUUACAGACCACACUGCAGGAAGUCAAACACGAACUCAGAGAGGACAUUCAGCUCCUAAGCUGCAGAAUGACUGCCUUGGAGAAGCAGGUGGCAGAAAUUUUAAAAAUACUCUCAGAAAAAAGCGUGUCCCAGACCUCUUCUCCCAAGUCCCAAACGCCACUCCAGGUACCUCCCCAAAUUCCGUGUCAGGAUAUUUUUAGCGUUUCCAGGCCUGAGUCACCUGAAUCUGACAAAGAUGAAAUCCACUUCUAAUUUAUAUAUAUAUAUAUAUAUACAUAUAUAUUUGUUAAUAUCUUUAAAUAGUAUAUACAUCUAUAUACAGAAGUGUGUAUAUACAGUAUAUACAUAUAUAUUUUCAUUUGCUUUCAAUAUGAUGAACACAAUAUGGGUUUUGAUAUGUAAAUAUUGCAUGUCCAGCUGGAUUCUGGCCUGCCAAAGAUGAUAAUUAAAAACAUAGAUGUUGCUUGUAUAUGAUGCAGUUGACUGCAUGCACACUUUGCUUUCAUUUACAAUGUCUAGUCUAUAAUUUUAAAAAAGUAUGACUUUUAUUAAUCAAGGCAGUGUAAUAUUUGAAGAAUCAGGGUCCAACCUGCCGACGUUGCCGUGACAAAUCUGAUCUCAGGCUGAGCAGAUCGUGCUGUCAUUUCCUCACUGUUCUUUUGAGUUAAAAUUAUAGAUUAAUGCCAAGGAAGAGUUCAACCUUGUAAACUCUUAGGGUCAUUUUUAUGAUCUCUUUCCUUAGAAUAUUUUUCUAUAACUCAGUGUUAGGUUAUUUUCCCCAACAGGCAGUGUUUUCUCCAUUUAAAUGCCUCUUUUGUUGCCUAAGUCAGAUAGCAGUGUGGGGUAUUGAAAACUUAUUGCUAUGGGUUUUGUGCAUGAUUGCAUUUUUGCUUAGCUAUACCUCUUCUUUUUCCAUAUUAUACUUAGAUAGUAAUCAUUAACACCAAUGUAAGGAAUCCCUCUUCCCUCCGUCUUGGAGAACAGCUACCAUCUUGUAAGCUGCUUUUGUCAACCCCAUAAACACUAGACUAUUAAUGUAGUAUAUAUUAUUAUAGAAAUACUGCACCACAGGGUAAAAGGGCCUUUUAACAAUUUAUGUUAGAGAUGCUGGUUUUCCAAAGGUGAUAAAUGUUCUAAAUUUGUGUUUCUAAAACUUGCUCAAAGGUGAAGUUAAAAGGCUCUUAGCAAAGAACCAAACAUUUAAGUAAUCAUAUCAAAAUUUUAACUGUAAUGAUAUAAAAUAAAAAAGAAUGUAAUCCGUCAAGUUUUUGUAGCACAUCUGUAUCUUUUAGGAAGAAUGAAACACAGGUAUGGAAUUGCUUACACAUGAAUUUUCAUAUGUGUAGCAAUAACACAUGAAAUGUGGUUAAAAAACAACUAAGUAGAUGUUAAGUUGCUCAACUCAGAUAACUGCUUUUCUAUAAUUUUAUUCUGGUUGCAAUUUUCUACAGCUCUUUUGUACACAGUUCUACUGCUGGACUUCUGCGAAGUUGACAAAUAGACUACUAUGGCUCAGGCAGAUCCACUUAUGAAAGAGCAGUACUAGAGACUGAAUUUCAGAGUCUUUUGGGUCACAAAUCCUCUUAGAAAGUGCCUAUUAUCAACUAAAAAAAGUCACAAACAGUUGUGUAUAACUAGUCCUUUAAAUGGUAUGUAUUGGGAAUCGAAUACACAUUUAUUUAUAAGAACUCUGAAGAAUUUAUUGCUUUUGACUACAGAAUAUUUUGUAAAGUUGAUGAGUGAGACAUACUUUUGAACUGGUGUGUAUGCAUGGGAGGUAACGGGAGCAGGGCAGUUAGUGUUUGCAUCAUGUGAAAAUAUAUACCAGUAAUUUGUACAUUAUCAGACCACCUGUACACAUAGACUGACAGCGUACACCAACUGAUCAAAGGAGAUGUUUUGAUCUAUUGCACCCAUUUUUAUGAGCUUUUCUAACUAUCUCCCGGUAUCCCUCAACAGAACCGCCAGAACCAAAAGACCAGUUAUCAUGAUCAAACUGGGGAAGUGCAAAACAAAGAAAUUUAUAGAAACAGUUGAUACUUUAGAAUUUGUAUUAGAACUUCUUCACAUGCCCACAAGAUGUGCCUCUUCAAUCCAGGAGUCUCGGAACAGCUGCCAUGUGCCAUGGGUUCCAUUUUCCUUUCUUCGUGCUCAUGACUUUCAUCACCCAUAAUGGAAGUUUUCAGGGGAGCAUGUCUCCAUGCUCUGCUACAGUGUCCCCCUCCCACAGGCACCGAAGAAUGAGGUAAUCAGGUGUGAGGGAUCAGCCUUGAAAUGGGGACUUGGUUGCUUUCGUGGUGAGGAUGGUACCUUCCUCUUGACCUCUGACAUUUAUUGAAUUUCAGGGUAUUUUUCUAUUUAACCAUGUGUGAGACAAGCUAGGCUAAGCUUUUCAAGGUGGGUGAGUGGUAAAAAAUAAUCUGAGUAUAGAAAUGGCAGGUCAGCUUUAGCCAUGUGCUUUAGAAAUAGCACAGUUGCUGUGAAGCUGUGAGAGAGUGACUGUGAAAUAGCCAGGCAGUGUGAAGCUGCAGCCCAGGCCUUUGCACGUCAGUGGUGCAUACACUCACUGUGUUCUGGCAUUGACUCAGAGUUUCAGCACGUUGACCUAUAAUGUUGUUCUUCAUUUGUGUGGGAAAGAAACGUGUAGUUUUGAAUGACUCCAAGUCAUCACAAAGGGAGAAAAGAGUAUCAGUUGCUUAUUUAUGGUGCAGUUAUCACUGCAUUCUUUCUCAGCCACCUCUGUUCCUGUUCGCAUGACAUGAUGAGCUGCUGAAUGCACUCUGGUGUUUUCAGCAGGAAUGCAUGUGUUCAGCAAACACUGUACAUAGAAUAGUCUUUCAGGUUCCCAGAUUCUACAGUUCUUACCAGGUGAACUUGCUCAGAUUUGAAUGAAGGGUGAGCACUUGCUUUAAUAUGUGCAAUAAUGAUACAGUCAUGUUCUGCGUUGCCUCAACCAGCAUGGACAGUAGAUUCUCUUUGGGGGGACCAGAUGACCGCAUGUUUAUUCUUACACUGUAUAGAUGCUCCUGGUGUAUCCAGAAUGCAAUUUUUACUAUUAUAUUUCUGAACACUGUACUAAUAGGAGUAAAUAGAUAAUGUAUUUAAAAUCUAAACAUUUUCCAAAGCAACUUACACAACUUCAAUAUUUUUCUAUGACAGUAUAUAAGAUCAGAUGCUAUACCCUGGACAGGUUGUUGUAACAACAGUGAAAGUCAAACAAAAGCAGAAAUGUGAGCUGUGCCUUGCAAUGGCAAUUUUUAUCAGUUUGGUAAAGGAUGUCAUUGCAUCAAAUGAAUGUGACCUAGUAGAUAGAAGAGUUCAUGAUAAAAGGCAAAUAGGCACACACAAGGCAGAUGACAAUCCCAAAGCCAAGAUCAUCCCACAUUGAUGUAAGCAGUACUUAAGAUGACUUAGAUAUGGCUGUUGAAUAGAGACACAUACUUCAUUGUUAAAAUGGAAAAAUGUCAUUGACACUGGCUUCAUCUCACAUUAAAUACUUAAAUACAUAUGUCUCAAGUCUCAGAGCAACAGAAUUAGAAAACUUGGUGUUUAAAAUUGCUCCUAAGAACACAUAUAUACUCCCGGAGUACCCAGCACUUUAAUAGAAAUGUUAAUUAUGACCACUAACUAAAGUACCAUUUUGAAAUUGAAUCUUAUUGAAACCCAAAUGCAAAUCACAGCUUCCCUUAAAUUUAAGGGGAUUUUGUUUACCUGUGAGUUCUGGCCCAUAUAUUGUUCUAUUUUAAAUAACUAAAUUCUUUGAGAAAACUAUCCUUUUAAUUAGUCUUCAAAGCAAUGACUGUUUUUGAAGUAUGCCCUGACUGGUACUGGUGAAAUUAUUUGUCAUAUUCCUAAUGAAUUCUACUAUCUUGUAUAAUUUUUAUCUUUGAAGCUAUUUUAUCUAUGUCUUUUCCAAAAUCUGAUGUAGGUAAUGAGAAAAUUCAUCUAGAAUGUACAUACAUACAUGAACAACUUUAAAAUAUGAAGAUUUUGUAAUUAUGUGAAUGUUGUGUUUUCAUACUUGGUAUGUAUAAGAGUAGUUCUCUUGUGGUCUUGAUGCAAAGGGGACAGGGGAAAGAUCAGUCUGGAAAACAAUUCAAUUUCUUCACCAAUAAAUAAUAAAAUGAAGAACUGCUCCUGUCUUAUAUCAAGACAAUGUUAGGUGAUAAAAAUCAUCUUCCUCUCAAAUGAAAAUCACAUUAAGACAAAUUAUAAUUUUUUCUUUUUUUUCAUAGGAGAUCAGCCAAGAUGUGCUUUUCAAAUAGUCUAGGUUUAGUGGAGACUUCUUUGAUCAGAGCUUGGGGAGACAGGCAUGGGGGCUAACUGAUCAGGAAUAAAUGGCAUGGAAGAAGAAAACUUGAAAAUUGCCUGGGAAUUUAGAACUACUGAUCAAAUAAACAUGCAAAGAAUGAAGGUCUUUCGAGGGAAGAGAGAAAAAGAGAAACAAUAUGUAUGUAGAUAUGAUUCUUUCUUACUCUCCUUAAUCAUAAACUGAUUGGUGAGUACUCAAAGUGUGAGUCUUCCCACUUUGGUGAGUAUUCAUCUUCCCGUUUUUUGUAUAAUCAUGACUUGAGCUCUAUGGUUCCACAAUGGCAGGUGUUUAAAAAAUUCUUAAUAUAUAAAGAAUCCUUUCCAGUGACCAAUGAAUUUUUCAAUGUAUAUCUUCAACUGAAUGUCAAAAAAGGUUAAAAAAACCACUUGAAUUACAUUUAAACACCAAUCAUAUUAUUGCGUCCUAAGAAAGUGUGUUUGAAUUUAAAAAAUUAUAAUGAGUGAUUAGUAAUAUUGGGGAUUCAAGAAAGCCACUUUUAGCAUGUCACCAUUUUUUAAAAUGAGAUUCAUUUUUGUUAACAUUUGCUCAUUCUGCAGAGACAGCUUUAUAUCUAAGGGAUACACUCAUACCUGCAGUCACUUCAUAGGCUGUGACCCUUUGGGUCAAGACAACAAGAGCACAUAGAAACAAAGGGGAAAUUUUAUGCACUAGAAGAGAUGCUUAGAUCUCCUUUAGGGUUUUUUAAAUCUUUCCAUCAAGUAAGAAUUUAAAACUGUUAUACAGGUUAGGAAUUGGAUGUUAUUUUGAAAGCAGACAAUGUUUCUCAAGUUAAAGAAGGGUUAGUAAGAGAAAUGACUGAUGUAUUUGAGAUGUGUUAAAGGAGGCUUAGGGGAUAGGUCAUUAUGACUAUGACUUUUUACUAUCUAUUGUAAUCCUUUUGAUUUAUUUGCUAAAUGGUCAGUAACAUUUAUAUUUGUAUCCACUGUGAUAGGCCCAUAGCAGUCCAAUUCACAGUUGUGUUACAUAUGUAAAUAAAUAUUUUCAUUCAACUUGCUCUCAGUGUAAACUUUGUACUUACAGCUCAAAUGGUGUUAGCAGCUUCAAUAAUAAACACUCUAACAACUAUGGCAUGACAUUUAGUGUUUUUAGAGGGCUGAUAAAGAUAAAUUUGACAUUAUAGUCAUACUCAUCUUGGUCCAGGAAAACAAACCAAGAGGAAAUGUGUGUGGGGCUAUACAAUCAGAACCAAAACAGUCAGGUUUUAAAUAAGCUCCGGUGCCAGGCUAACAUGAGCUCACAGGAGUCCAAAUCAAGACCUGCAUUUCCAAUUUGGAUGGAUAUACAAAGAAUCAUAACAGAAGUGGCAAUUUAGACUCAUGGAGAAGUAUGGUAAUUGGUAAUGCUUAUGAGUGCAAUCAGAUCAACUCUGGUGAGUUUAUAUAGACUUUCUCAUUGUUUUACCUUUGUUUUACUGGUAUACCUUGCUUUAGGUUACUUUUAUUGACUGGUCUGUGGAAGUAUGUGCAGACUUCACAAUGAGAAGUGUUGGCUAAGCCUGGAUCUGCCAUUAUUCAUUAAAAAAAAAGAAAGAAAGAAAGAAGUGUGAACGGGCCAAAAACAACAUGGGCGUUUGAAUACAAGCAAAACUAUAACAUCCACAUUUCUGUAGUUACAGCCUGUUUUUCUAGUAUGUCACCAGGCAAAACAAAA